AUGCUCUACCCAUUGACAAAGAGAAGAUCAGAAGGGGCAAUCCCUAUAGCAGGCAGUUUCAGGAUCAUUGAUGCAGUUGUGAGCAACUGCAUAAACAGUAACAUAAACAAGAUAUAUGCUCUCACACAGUUCAACUCCACUUCUCUCAAUUCUCACCUUUCAAGAGCUUAUACUGGAGCACGCCUUGGGAAAGAGGGAUUUGUCGAAGUAAUUGCAGCUUACAAGAGUCCUGAAGAUGAGACGUGGUUUCAGGGAACUGCUGAUGCUGUAAGAAGAUGUUUGUGGCUACUAGAGGAGUAUCCAAUCAUUGAGUUUCUAGUCCUUCCUGGUCACCAUCUAUAUAGGAUGGACUACCAAAAACUUAUAGAGGCUCAUCGGAACAGCAACGCUGAUGUAACUGUUGCAGUCUUGAGUAGCAGAACGAGAAAUCAGGAUCCGUGUUUGGGUACUUUUAAGGUAAAUUUUGAGAGUGAAGUUACUGAGUUCAUUGAGAAACCAGAAAAAGGACAACUGAAAUCCAUAUCAUUAGAAAGCUCCAUAACAUUGGAUGAUAUUGGCCACAAGAAUUUCCCCAGUAUGGGGAUCCAUGUCAUUAACAGAGAUGUCAUGAUAAAGCUUCUCAAAGAAUAUUUUCCAAAAGCAAAUGACUUGAGGAGUGAAGUAAUACCUGGUGCAAUAGCCCUAGGAAUGAAGGUUCAUGCAUAUCAGUUUGAUGGAUAUUGGGAGGACAUGAGAAGCAUUGCAGCGUUCUACUAUGCCAAUAUGGAAAGCACCAAGAAAACAAAUAUGGCAUUCAACUUCUACGAUGGAGAUUCUCCUGUGUACACUCUGCCUCGGCAUCCACCUCCAACUCUGAUAACUGAUGCUGUGAUUACAGAUUGUGUUAUUGGAGAUGGCUGCAUUCUCAAUAGUUGCAAGAUCGUGAGGACAGUAGUUGGUCUGAAUACAAGGGUUGGAGACGGGGCCAUAAUCGAGGACUCAGUAAUCAUGGGUUCUGACGAUUUUCAUAGUGGUAGUGCUGAAGGCAAGGGCAUGGACAUUCCGAUUGGAAUUGGGGAACGUUCGUACAUAAGGAAGGCUAUAGUAGAUAAGAGUGCAAGGAUUGGCAAACAUGUUAUGAUCAUAAAUAAAGACAAUGUCCAAGAAGGGAAUAAGGAAGCUUAUGGCUACAUCAUCGCGGAAGGGAUAGUGGUAAUUAUACGGAGCGCAGUUAUCCCCGAUGGGAGUAUCAUAUGAACAUCCACCCAAGUUAUUU
Ilex paraguariensis (yerba mate) is the source of this 1255-nucleotide messenger RNA. The record is from the annotation of a GenBank genome assembly. Lineage: Eukaryota; Viridiplantae; Streptophyta; Magnoliopsida; Aquifoliales; Aquifoliaceae.